AUGAAAAUGAUCUCUUCCCUUCUCAAAAAGUUAAUGACGUCAUCUUCUCCGAAACCCAACAAAACAAAAGCCACUGUGGCUCCUCUGUCCGAGUCAUCAGCGAUCGCCUGGAAUCACAAGGCUCCAAUGGACUAUGAUGAGAAACUGAAAAAGUAUGAAAACCGUCAGAGGAAGGAGGAUGAAGUCAAAGAAAUCCGCAAGGAUCGUCGAAUUCUCCGCCGUCAGAAUGGUUUGCUGGAAUUCCACAACGAGGUUUUGUUCCUCCAAAAUCAACGACUCGCCUCCGAAAAGCAGAACUUGAAAAUGGAAAGACAAGCGAUGGCAGAGAAAAAGAACGAGCUGGCCAAGAAUCUUCGUAAGCAGAAAAGAAUCAAUGAAUACUACAAGAGACGACUGGUUGAAAUUCAGAAACUGGAAAAGUUUGCAAUCUGA
Messenger RNA from Caenorhabditis briggsae, 432 nucleotides. The record is from RefSeq and is a predicted model, not a curated record. NCBI's taxonomy places the organism in Eukaryota, Metazoa, Nematoda, Chromadorea, Rhabditida, Rhabditidae. Bases 1 to 432 code for a protein of 143 amino acids. The transcript has a single exon.